Lizanozyma spartinae is the source of this 912-nucleotide messenger RNA. Its product is annotated as Zn(II)2Cys6 transcription factor domain-containing protein. Lineage: Eukaryota; Fungi; Ascomycota; Pichiomycetes; Serinales; Debaryomycetaceae. Gene Ontology annotation, cellular component: nucleus. Bases 1 to 912 code for a protein of 303 amino acids. Gene Ontology annotation, molecular function: transcription cis-regulatory region binding; DNA-binding transcription factor activity, RNA polymerase II-specific; zinc ion binding. Gene Ontology annotation, biological process: positive regulation of transcription by RNA polymerase II. The transcript has a single exon. The record is from RefSeq and is a predicted model, not a curated record.
AUGCCAAAGUUGAUCACUAAAAAGUCCGCUCCCAAAUCAUUUGAAGGUUGCUUGACUUGUAGAUUAAAGAAGACCAGGUGUGAUAUGGCUAAGCCAGCUUGCAAAAACUGUCUUGAUAAGAAUAUUGAAUGUGGGGGAUUUGAUAUAAGUCUUAGAUGGUCUGAACCUUUGACAUUUGAUUAUAAACACAAGCCUCGCGGAGUAAAGUUUGAUUGCUCAAUGAUUACGAAGGAUGGUACGAAAAUAUUGCACCGACGUCGACCAAUCCCUCUAGCUAACUGGAAUGAUAAGUACCAAAGACUGUCUGAAUUUGAUUAUGAAUGUCUGUGUUUUGAUAAAUACGAAGAAAAUGAAUUUGGCCAAAAGAUGGAGCUCCACACUGAAGAGAUUGUUGGCCCGUUUACAGUUUUCAAAGCUAGACCUAACCAAGCCUCAAUUGAUACGUCUACUCGGGAUUAUUUUAAUAAAAAGGAGCCAAGUGAAUUUAUUAGUGAAAAGAUUCUCAUUAACUCAAGUAUGACGGGCAUUGAUACAUUUUAUUUGGAGCCAUAUAUUACCAAUUCCCCUUAUCAUAACCUUUCUUAUUCUGAACCUACCACGCCUUUCAUAAAUAUCUCUGAAGAUGAGGAGUUGGAAUUUUCUUGCACUGCAGCUAGUAUAGAUCAAUAUGAUGAAACUUAUGACUUGCAAGGUAUUCAGGAUACUUUUGGUAACAAGUCCUUUGUUCCUUUUCAAGAAAUCAAUCAAAUAGAUCAUAAUUUCCUUUCUCUAAGUGGGAUAUUUUGGGGUCAAGAAUCAAAUGAAGUAAAAAGAGAAACCAUGUCCAAUUUUAGCAGUCUACUGUCACUAAAAUAUGAAGAUCCAUCGUUAUUCAAGUUCAAAUAUUCUUUUAACAACUCAACAACUUCCUAA